Messenger RNA from Nematocida parisii ERTm1, 884 nucleotides. RefSeq lists its product as uncharacterized. NCBI's taxonomy places the organism in Eukaryota, Fungi, Microsporidia. The record is from RefSeq and is a predicted model, not a curated record. Gene Ontology annotation, biological process: C-terminal protein methylation. The transcript has a single exon. Gene Ontology annotation, cellular component: membrane. Gene Ontology annotation, molecular function: protein C-terminal S-isoprenylcysteine carboxyl O-methyltransferase activity. The coding region runs from base 1 to 678 and encodes 225 amino acids.
AUGAAUAAAGAGACAGUUCUGGUAUUCGCGCUAGGAAUGAUUUUCUAUCACGGGAUAUGCAGUUCCACAAAAGAAAAGGGAAAGAAAGUAGCAAGCAUUCUUGCAUUAGUACUGUUUUUUCACAAAGCAGUUUUUAAUAUGCACAUAAGAGAGUUUCUUCAUAAAAUAGGGAAUAGCAAAAGUGCUUCAUUAAGUGGGGUUGUUCUAUUUGUGUGUAUUCUUGCUGUUAUGGAGUCUAUUAUUAUGUAUGCAGUCCAGGGAUUCUUUCCAGGCACAAUGAUUUAUAUUAUAGAGCGGAUGGGCGGAUGUGUAGUUCUUAUUUCACUCCUGUUUAUUUUUUCUUCUCUAUGGAUUCUUUCCAAGAACGAUAUCACAGAGUGUAUUUUUAUUGAUCAGGGAGUGUAUGCAUAUAUAAGGCACCCAUACUAUUUAGGGCUAUUUUUGCUAUAUAUGGGCAUAUGUUUUAUGCUUGUCAGUGUAUGCAGUGUGAUUAUUGCUAUAUUUAUACUGAAAGACCGGGUUAUAGAGUAUAUUUUAGAAGAGGAGAGCCUUUUGAUUGAAAAGCAUAAAAGCUAUAUAAAAUAUAAAGAAAGAGUAUACAGCGGAAUUCCAACCAGAAUAUUAAGCAAGAUAAAGUCCACAGACUCUUUUGUUUCAACAUUUACACUAAUAAAAUAAGUGAUACUCUGUUUUAAAAGAGCGCAGUACACAUUUAGAAAUAAUAAUAGCAAAUGCAGUAUAGAGUAGAUACUUUUCAUAAAUUAUCAGUUAGAUAUAUAACAAAUAUAUUAUACAACAUCAAGCUUUUUGUACACACAGAAAGAAUAACCAAUUUAAUUUUUAAUGGAUGCUUUGUUUCUAGCUAUAGUUUUAGUUAAAAUAAA